Acromyrmex echinatior (Panamanian leafcutter ant) is the source of this 1034-nucleotide messenger RNA. RefSeq names its product odorant receptor 4-like. Gene Ontology annotation, biological process: detection of chemical stimulus involved in sensory perception of smell; sensory perception of smell. The record is from RefSeq and is a predicted model, not a curated record. Gene Ontology annotation, cellular component: plasma membrane. NCBI's taxonomy places the organism in Eukaryota, Metazoa, Arthropoda, Insecta, Hymenoptera, Formicidae. Gene Ontology annotation, molecular function: odorant binding; olfactory receptor activity.
CUGUUUCUGGUUAUUUCGUUAUAAUGAUUGAAGCCUUUGUCAUUUGCUUUGCUGGAGAAUAUCUUAGUUUAAAGGGUAAAUUAAUCGCCAACGCAAUAUACGAAUCGCUGUGGUACGAUAUGCCGUCAAAUAAAAAUAAAAUUAUAGUAUUUAUAAUAAUGAGGUCUCAAAAACGAUUGACGAUUACGGCAGGAAAAAUGAUGGAUAUGUCAUUAGAAACAUUUACUCGUAUUAUGAAGGCGUCAGCAUCAGUCAUUUAUCAACUCUUGGCUGCUAUGGACAAUGAUUGGCAUGAAUGCGUUGAUAUUGAUCAGCAUUUGUAUAUGAUGACAAUCAAAGCCAAUACAUCGCAUUUUUAUGCUAAUGUUAUGACUAGUAUUUAUAUAAUUGUUGGGGUGUUUUAUCUUUUAAGCGGUUAUGUAGUUCGUUUUGUAUAUGAAAUCGAAGAUUACAAUAAUACCUUGCGGGAAUUUCCUAUCAAGGUGCUUCAUGUAAGUGGACAAAUCGAUAUAUUAUGUCAAGAAUUCAAAACUAUUUCUGCGAAAGUUCUUCCUGAUAAGACUUCCACAUCUACAUUAGGUGUACUGAUUGAGAGACACAACAGAGUCUUUUGGUUUUCUGACAACAUCGAAACACUUUUCUCCUUUAUUGCCUUGAUGCAAGUUAUUUGGAAUACUCUAGUUAUUUGCAGCUUAGGAUUUAUUAUUAUAAUUUCGUUUUAUAUUGAGACUGGUGUCACAACAAUAUUAAAAUCCAUUUUUGCUUAUCUUGCUGUGAUAUUAGAAGUUUUCAUCUUAUGUUUUGCUGGAGAAUAUCUCAAUCUAAAGAGUAAAUCAAUUGCUGAUGCAGCAUACGAGUCAUUUUGGUAUGAUUUACCGUUAAAUCAAAGGAAAAUUUUGAUGUUCAUAAUAAUGAGAUCUCAAAAACAACUCAUGAUCACGGCAGGGAGAAUCACAAGUUUAUCUUUAACCACAUUUACAAGUAUCAUAAAAGCAUCAGCAUCGUACGUAUCUGUCUUACAUGCAAUGUAUUAA